CCACCACCCCUUAGUGCUGAACUCUCUAAACCCCUCGGCCUAAGUCCCACCGUGAUUCACGCAGGUUGUUGGUCAUCCUGUCGACCAGCCUGAUCCCAUCGGGUUGCUCUUCAGUAUCGGUUCAUUGGCAGCCAGUAGACUUCAGUCAUCUCGUGACUGGGCUAUCGUCUCCUCUCAGACGAUCUGUGUUUUCCGUAGGAGGCUUUCGUCGAUCCUUUAGGGUGUGCCGCCAUGGGGACGAAACUUCCACCGAAAGAGGCCAACCAGUUCAAGCUUAUCGUGAAAUCGUACGAGACGAAGCAGUACAAGAAGGGACUCAAGGCUGCCGAUGCUAUCCUCAAGAAAUUCCCGGACCAUGGCGAGACCCUGGCGAUGAAGGGUCUGAUAAUGAACUGCAUGGAGAAGAAGACGCAGGCAUAUGAGCUCGUGCGCAAGGGCCUCAAGUUCGACCUGUCGUCGCACGUGUGCUGGCACGUGUACGGGCUGCUCUACCGCUCGGACCGGGAGUACCGCGACGCCAUCAAGUGCUACCUGAACGCUCUGCGCAUCGACCCGCAGAACCAGCAGAUCCUCAAGGACCUCUCGCUGCUGCAGGUUCAAAUGCGGGACACGGCUGGGUUUGUGGAGUCGAGGCGGCAGCUGCUGACCUUCAAGCCCAACCACCGCGCCAAUUGGCUCGCCUUUGCAGUCGCCAACCACAUCAACGGCAGGCUGGACGUGGCGGCCAAGAUACUGUCAGCCUACGAGGGCACUCAGGAGGAUGAAUCGGUGCCGGAUGGGGAGAAGUACGAGCACAGCGAGAUGCUGCUGUAUAAGGUGUCUCUGCUGGCAGAGGCAGGGAAGCACAAGGAGGCGCUAGACGAGCUCAGCAAGAAGCAGGCGCGCAUUGUGGACAAGCUGGGAGUGAGGGAGCAGAGGGCGGAGCUGUUGCACCUUGUAGGCAGCAACGAAGAGGCUAGAAGCGAGUACGAGGCGCUGCUGGCAAUCAACCCGGACAACUACAAGUACUACGAGGGUCUCCAGGCGUGCAUGGGGCUCAAGCCUGCCUCAGAUGGCACCUACACGCCAGAGCAGCUGCAGCGGCUAUCGGAUCUGUUCCAAGGACUGCAGGAGAAAUACCCCAAGUCCGCUGCUGCUAAGAGAAUACCGCUGGACUUCCUGCAAGGGGAGGAGUUUGAGGCGGCUCUGAAGCCCCAUGUGAGGCGGUUCAUCCGCAAGGGCAUUCCCUCCCUGUUCUCAGACCUCGACCCGCUAUACGACCAGCCGGGGAAGGCUGACAUCAUGGACCGUGUGUUCACAGAAAUGCUCGACUCCAUUCGCUCCUCGGGAAAACUCCCUCCUCUCAGUGACACGUCAGCAGAAGAGGACAAAGAAAACCCCUCGGUGCUUCUCUGGCUGCUAUAUCUGAUGGCGCAGCAUCUAGACAGGCGAGGCAAGGUGGAGGAGGCUCUGGAGAUUGUGAACGAGGCGAUCACUCACACGCCCACACUUAUGGAUGCCUACCUUGUCAAGGCUCGCAUUCUGGAAAGGGCGGGUGACUUCACAGCAGCAGCACGGCUGGCAGACGAGGCCAGAAGCCUGGACCUAGCGGACAGAUACCUCAACUCAGAGGCGGUCAACCACAUGCUCAAGGCGGACCAGGUGGACCUGGCGGAGAAGACGGCAGCACUGUUCACCAAGCAUGGCGACCAGCAUGAGAACCUCUUCGACAUGCAGUGCAUGUGGUACGAGCUGGCGAGUGGCGACAGCUACAUGCGGCAGAAGAACUACGGGCGGGCUCUCAAGAAUUACCUCGCCCUGCACAAGCAUUACAACGACAUGGUGGAGGACCAGUUCGACUUCCACACCUACUGCCUGCGCAAGAUGACCCUACGAGCCUACGUGGCGACGCUGCGGUGGGAGGACCAUCUGCACGCCUUCCCCUUCUUCUGCCAGGGGGCCGUGGGGGCCAUCAACUGCUACGUGGCACUGCAUGAUAGGCCGGUGGUGAAGGCAGAGGCUAAGGAGGAGGAGAAGGGCAGGAUGAGUGUGGCUGAGAAGAAGCGCCUGCAGAAGGAGCAGCGGAGGAAGAAGGAGGAAGAGGAGGCGGCUGCAGCAGCUGCAGCGGCGGCAGCAGCAGCAGCAGCAGCCAAGGCGGCCAAGAAGGGAGGCUCGGCCAAGCCUGUGGAUACCGACCCUGACGGGGUGAAGCUGACUGAGGUGGAGGACAAGCUGUCCGAGGCCUCGAAGCACCUCUCCCUGCUGCUGGAGCAUGCUGGCUCCGAGCUCUCCUCGCUCCAAGUGGCCUUUGAAGUCUUCUCCCGGAAAAAGAAGCUGCUGCUGUGCCUGCAGGUGGUGCGGCGGUUGCUGAAAGAACAUCCAGAAGCGCCCCUCACACACUCGUGCCUGGUUCGUUUCUUCCUGACAGUGAGGGACCUACCUCCGGCAGAAUCGGAAUCGGAUAAAAUCGUCCGGGCAGUGAUCGAUGCCGAGAGGGCAGAUCUGGGUCUAUCGGACGACCUCGCAGCCAGCCUGCAACAACGAAACGAGGCCUUCCUGGAAGCACACAAAGAUAGUUUGCCUCACAGGGCAGCAGCGGCGGCAGCCAUGGCAAUGCUAGACACAGGUCUGAAGGCACGCGCCAUCGCUGUGAUUCACGAGUCAGAAGAGCCACUUGCCAAGAGUGGCGGUGCACUAGCGGAGGGAGUGGGAGAGUGGUCCCUGGACGAGUGUGCCGCAGUGCUCCGAUUGCUGCAGGAGGGGCCUCUAGCAGAUGAGGCUGGUGCACAGAGAUGGAAGGACCGGUGUGCGCAGCGCUUCCCCUAUUCACAGCAUUUCAAGGGCAGCAAGAGCUCAGUGAAGGCCCCACCGCCAGUGAAGGAUGAGGGGGAGGAGGAGGGCGACGAGGGGAGUGCUGCUGGCUCUGCCGCUAGGGCGAAUGGAGUAGUGGAGUAGGAGGGGUGGCUUUUGUAACAUCUUGACUUUUGAGUCGACUGGGGUGGUGGGAGUUGGAGGGGAGGAGGGCGAGGCAGGGAGUGCUGCUGGCGCUGCUGCUAGGGCGAAUGGGGUGGGGUGGUGGGAAUAGGAGGGGCCGUUGUCCAACACUUUCCAUCCAGCCUAGGUUUCUCAAGUCAUGAAAUUGACGUGACAUGCUGACCUGACCCAUCAAAGCAUUGGAAUGAAGUGUGGUAAUGGUGGUGGUGCUAGGUGUGUGUGUUUCUAGGAGACAGACAGAAGCAAUGCAGCUUGUUUGUCUGAGAAGUGGGUCGGUUCAAUUCACCACUGUAAUAAGAGCGUGUUCUUAUG
Molecule: messenger RNA, 3285 nt
Organism: Closterium sp. NIES-67
Lineage: Eukaryota; Viridiplantae; Streptophyta; Zygnematophyceae; Desmidiales; Closteriaceae
Source: the annotation of a GenBank genome assembly